CAAAUUAUACAGGAAUUGACCCUGUCCCUGAUUCCGCAGAAAUUAGUGGUGUGGGUCAGUACAACUGCACAAUACCAAAUGGAUGCACACCUUCAAAAUUUGCUACUUAUAAGGUCAAAAAAGGAAAAAGAUAUCGAUUCCGAAUAAUAAAUAUGAGUGCCGAGUCCCAUUUUUGGGUUUCUAUCGAUAAACACCCACUCACUAUUAUCGAAACCGAUGGAAUACCAAUUCACCCGGUCACCAUUAAUACUCUUCAAAUUAACAUCGCCCAGCGAUAUUCGGUAAUUGUUCAUGCGAAUCAAUCGGUCGAUAAUUAUUGGAUCAGAGCACACGUUUCAAAUUGCAGUGUUCCUUCCAACAACGAUACAUUUAAUUUCGAUUCCCCCUUAUAUCAAAACGAAGAAGUUACCGGUAUACUUCGUUAUGAAGGUGCUCUCACUAUGCUUCCCACUUACAAUGGAUCUUCCAUCAACGCGUCAAAUUGCUAUGACGUAGAUGCCAGCCUCUUGAAACCCUAUCCGUUGGAUCGUCAUGUACCGCAAAAAGUGGAUACAAGCUUGACAUUUGAAGUCAAUGUCACAAUAAGAAAUACUUAUGUUGAGGCAUUAAUGAACAACUCAACGUAUUACCCUAACCUUAUCCACCCAACCAACGAAAGAGUUAUCGAUAACGAUACCUAUGCGGCUUCUGAUAACGUUUAUUUUUACCAUAAUUUAAACUCUCCCAUCGAGAUUAUCGUAAACAAUACGGAGAACCGAACUCACCCUUUCCAUUUA
This is a messenger RNA of Acaulospora morrowiae, 776 nucleotides long. Lineage: Eukaryota; Fungi; Glomeromycota; Glomeromycetes; Diversisporales; Acaulosporaceae. The record is from the annotation of a GenBank genome assembly.